GAGCUCGAUUUGGAGCCAUGGGGUCAUUUGCCAUGUUGCUGUACACAAAGGAACUUGUCGCACCGCGAGCCCAAUUCAGGCGGGGAUUGCUUCGCUUCAAACGUCAUCCGGUGCGUGAGAAGUACGGAAGAAUGGUGUGUCAUUUGUUUGCCCACUCGACGAUUCACGGCAUGCAACAUGUGUCCGCAGAGCGGCGUCCGAGAGUGCGCUUCUUCUGGCUAAUGGUCGUGCUGCUGGCCACAAUUAGUUUUCUUGUCAUGUUUUCCGUAUUGGACCAUCAUCACAAUGAGCAGCAGUUGGUCAGUAUAGUGGAGACCACACAGUUGCCUGUUUACAAAAUUGAGUUUCCGGCCGUGGCGAUCUGUCCGUGGAAUCACGUCAAUUGGCUGCGCGCCUCAAGGGCUGCCGAACGCUUUCUGCCCCACAAUACAGAUGCGUAUGCGCGUGAAGCAUUCCACCAGCUGCUCAUUGGCAUGGAGCAGAUGACCUUUGGCAAAUUUGAGUCACUUGCCGAGGUAUCCAAGCGUAAUCUUUCCUCACUGGCCCACCUCAGUAUAAGGAAGCUUGCCAGCUAUUUGGCCUAUCGCUGCGACGAGCUCUUCGAGCCGGGCUCCUGCAUUUUCGAUGAGACCAGCUACGACUGCUGCGAUCUGUUUGUGCCGGAGUACACUGAGAACGGUCAGUGUUUGGUCUUUAACUCGCUCAUUUCGGAGAAUUCGCGCAAGAAGAAACUGUUCAAUGAGUUCUAUCCGUUAAAAUUGAGCACAGCAGGCGAAGGAUCUGGACUGCAGUUUGUGCUGCGCAUGAACGACUCCUUUUUGCGAGCGGGCACCGAAGUGCCAUUCGCCAUGAAUUUGAUGAUCAAGGAGCCCAACGAAUGGUCACCGCACAAGCGCUACCAUCUCUAUUCGAAUACGGAAAACCUUGUAUCCAUUGAUCCGAUGAUGGUGCAAACAUCCACAAACACUAACAAAAUGCAUCCGAAAAAGCGACGCUGCUAUUUUGAUAACGAGAGAAAUCCCAAUUUUCCGCUUACGGAUAUGCCCUAUAGUCGAUCCAAUUGCAUUGCAGCCUGUCUGCAAUCCUCUGUGCUUUACCACUGCAGAUGCACAAUGCCUCUGUUUUUGCCAUCAAUCGGUUACACUCGCGAAUGCAGCGUGUUAGACUUUCCUUGCCUCUAUAGUCACAGGGAUGUGUUUGGCUACGUGAAAGUGGAUGAUCAGGAGCUGUAUAUAAAUGAUUCGCGUCGUGGCCAAUUCUGCAUGUGUCCCCACAGUUGCAACACUAAGUCGUACUACACAUAUCUGAAUGUGCGUCAAUUUAUACAACCAAAUACGACUGAACGCAGACAAAGACGCAUCAGUGCCGAUAUCUAUUAUGGCAGGCGGGUUUUGACGAAGAUAGUGACGCGGCUGCAGUACACCUUUCACGAUUGGGUUGCCAGUUUUGGUGGCAUUCUGGGUCUCUAUGUGGGCGCCUCGGCGCUCAGCUUUGCCGAGCUGGCUCAUGUUCUUGGCCAGCUGCUGUGGUCGCUAUUUGAGGAUUUGUGCGCCUCAUUUAAGACAAACAAGUUACGAGUAAAUAAUAUUUAA
Molecule: messenger RNA, 1592 nt
Organism: Drosophila grimshawi
Lineage: Eukaryota; Metazoa; Arthropoda; Insecta; Diptera; Drosophilidae
Product: pickpocket protein 19
Exons: 5
Coding region: 18-1592 (524 amino acids)
Biological process (GO): sodium ion transmembrane transport
Cellular component (GO): membrane
Molecular function (GO): ligand-gated sodium channel activity
Source: RefSeq, a predicted model, not a curated record